This is a messenger RNA of Capronia epimyces CBS 606.96, 1629 nucleotides long. RefSeq lists its product as uncharacterized. The coding region runs from base 1 to 1629 and encodes 542 amino acids. The record is from RefSeq and is a predicted model, not a curated record. Lineage: Eukaryota; Fungi; Ascomycota; Eurotiomycetes; Chaetothyriales; Herpotrichiellaceae. The transcript has a single exon.
AUGAGCCAUUUGUGCCGCUUCUUCAUCGCCAACCUGCUCAUUCACAUUCCUAUUCUUACCGAACAGGAUGUGGGCGACUACGAGACCAUGGUCAAGGCAAAGAAACGCCUGCUGGCUUGCGCAAUGGUCUACGUCGCCGCGAGAUAUGUCCCGGGGUGCAAGACCAUCCAGACGAUGCUCCUGGCCGACAUUCUGACCAUUAUCAAACCCUUGCCGCACGGUUGUGACGAGGAAACGCGGUGGACGAAUCUGCAAGCACUCGCAGUCUUGUACAACUGGGCCGUCCCACUGGACCUUGCGUCGCGUACAGACUCCGACCGGUCCAAUCCCGUCCUGCAGUACGAUGCCUUGAGGGCUCCGAUAGAGACUGUGGCCCGACAGUGUUCGCUACACAGGGCAGCUGAGGACCUGGCCACCAGUUUGGAGCAGCAUCACAACGACUUGGAUGUGCACCAAACUAUUGCAUUUCGCAAAUAUUUAUUCUGGCUUUGGUUAUUUGGAGUGGUGCAUCUCCGCUCGCUCUGGGCACGCAGCCCUCCAAGUAUCCAGCCGGACUCCUCCAUCCGCUCUUGCCGGCGGCUUCUCCAGAAUCACUUCCAUGACGACCAGGUGCGCCGGAUCCUCUCCCAAGUUGAGUUGUGUUUAAUCUGGACCCAUCCCACUCAUCGUGAGUGGUGGUGUUCGCUACCCAGUGAAAAUGACCUGGAGUCAACCCUGGCCGUGCUCAAGGACAUGGACGAGGCUCUGGAAAGUUGGCGUCGAACAUGGUUUCCGCCUGACCAAACACGGUCGAACAAAAGCCAAAGCCACACCAUCGACUUUCAAUACUGCUUCUCUCGCCUUUGCGUCAGUGCGUAUGUGACCAAACUCCAUCAGCUUUUGGCCUCGGCGAGAACUUCCCCGCUCGUCACUCUGAGCCUGAUCACCAAGACGAUCGAACGAGCGUCUCAGUUCAGUCGUCUGUUUCUAGGUCUCCGACCACUGUCCAAGUCUGUUGUCCGCUUUGGGCCGGAAGACACCUUUGCCAUGCUCACGCUGGGAUGCCACUAUGUUCUUUGCGCCCACCGGCUCUUGGCGGAUGCGGACAUCGUCAAACCCGGCCACCUCAGCAUCGUCCGGUCAAUGGCGGAGCUUAUGGUCGAGCUGGGGAUUGACAGCAAGCAUAGCGGCCGCGUCUACGGUGAAAGUCUGCUGGGUAGCCUCCCACCACAACUCCAAGCAACCCAACCAAACACGUCUUAUUGGCAUGCUUCGCCAUCACAGCCACCAGAGCUGCAAAGUCCAGAAGUGGAGCGGACGGUAUCGGCAAGCUCGAAGGUUUGGACAUGCUCCCAACCCGUCAACGCAGGCCCACCUGGAUCACGACAAUUGUUCGAGGUGGCCGCUGCUCUGGACCAGGUGUGGCCUUUCUCGGCCGUGUCCAUGCGAGACAAACAUACACCUCUGCCGCGGACGGCACUAUGGACGAGCGGCGAAACAGGCACCCAAGCGGGCCAGCAGAGCCAGCAGCCUAUGGCUGUUGCGCCGAGUGCUACCGGUCCUGACGUGAUAGGGCUCGGGUUCGACUACGACGGAUCAGCACCGCUUAUCUACGCUCCAGGAGAUGAAAGUAUAAGCUAUACGACGUGA